Molecule: messenger RNA, 3645 nt
Organism: Mesoplodon densirostris (Blainville's beaked whale)
Lineage: Eukaryota; Metazoa; Chordata; Mammalia; Artiodactyla; Ziphiidae
Gene: FIGNL1
Product: fidgetin like 1
Exons: 4
Coding region: 1335-3512 (725 amino acids)
Molecular function (GO): ATP hydrolysis activity; ATP binding; microtubule severing ATPase activity
Source: RefSeq, a predicted model, not a curated record
GGGGCGGCCUGGCGAGCCCUGGGCCGGGAACCAGGCCGGAGGGGAGGGGCUGCACCCGGGGUCCCGGCCGGCGGGCGGUGGGCCGUCCCGCCCCGUGAGCGCCGCCGGGUCCCCAGCCCUGUCAGCGCGGUGACUGCUGUCCCCGGGGGCGCCCUGCGCCGGGUGCGGGGAGGCAGUCGGUGUGGCGGGGAGCAUGUACUGUCUGGACGAACGCCACAUCCUACAUCAGGCAGGGAAAACCCCAGAAGAUGGGAAUGCAGCUCGUGCAUCGCUGCCGCCGAGAAACUUUAGUGAUACAGACCUAGGAAGUGGUACUCGGGACCCGGCUGUGCCGCUGACGGGCGUGGCCAAGCCGUCCUUGGUCACCUGUGUCCAUAGUUUUUGGGUGAAUGCGCCGAAAGGACGAAGUAAGACUUGGGAACAGUGACUAGAACUCUGUCUGAGCCUUUGUAGGAAUCCCAGUUUUGCGGAUGAUAAAAUGGGAUGAAGCCGUGGAGAGGAACAGGAUGUUCAUAGUAACAGGAAAGUUGGUGAUAAAUGGUUUCCAAGUUACCUCAUUUGCAAUUUCUCAUUUCAGCUGUUGCAUAAAAGAUUAAAAUAGGGUAAAGUGGAAUAGUGGAAAGAGGGAUGAAUUGUUUGUCAGGAGAUGUCAGUUCUAGCUUUGACUUUAUGGCUUUAAGCAAAUUAGGAUCUCACUAGGCCUUACGUUUAUUUUUUUCAAAAAUAAUUACAAAGAUAUAUGAACACCUGCCUACGAUGUGACAGAUUUUUUAUAGGGUUUAUGGGAGAAACAAAGCUGUAUUAAGCAUGGGUCUUGCACCCAAAGAACUGCUGAUUAUUAAGCUAUAUUUCUAGGUAAUUUGGAAGGUAAAUUUUAGCAUACACGAGUUCUUGGUUAUUACUUGACUUCAAUACCCUUAGGAAGCUUCAUAGUUUUCUUACAAAUUUUUCUUCUGGUUUGGCAGGUAAAUUCUACACAUCUGUCAACAUGAUACAUCCAUUUACAGUCCUGUUAAAAUCAUUUUAACUUAAUGUAAGGAGGCUUAUAAAAGUAACAUGAGGGUAAAAAUCUAAAAUAAACCACUUUAAUAACACACUUGUUCUCCUAUUUCAUUUAUCACGACAGCUUUACUUUUUAAUACUUCCUGUGAAAUUGGGAAAUUGUGAGAGAUUCUGAGGCAUCCUGUUAUAAAACUGAAGGCCCAGCGAUGUGAAGAGGCUUGCAUGAGAUCGUUCGUCUGAUUUUCCUAAGGGACGGAGCUUGGCUUGGCCUCUCACUGUUGUGGCCUCUCCCAUUGUGGAGCACAGGCUCCGGACGUGCAGGCUCAGCGGCCAUGGCUCAUGGGCCCAGCCGCUCCGCGGCAUGUGGGAUCUUCCUGGACCAGCUCACGAACCCGUGUCCCCUGCAUCGGCAGGCGGACUCUCAACCAUUGCGCCACCAGGGAAGCCCAGGCAGAGAUUUUAAAAAACCUCUAAAAAUGCAGGUCUCUAGCUCCAGGUCUGUACACUUGAGUGAAUGGCAGAAGAAUUACUUUGCAAUUACGUCUGGCACGUGUACAUCAGGAGAGAAGGCAGAUGCGUACCGAGCACAGAUUCUCCGCAUUCAGUAUGCAUGGGCAAACUCUGAGAUCUCCCAGAUCUGUGCUGCCAGACUGUUCAGAAUAUAUGCAGAGAAAUAUUCUGCAGUUAUCGAUUCUGACAGUGUUGAAACUGGCUUGAAUAACUAUGCAGAAAACAUUUUAACUCUAGCAAGAUCUCGGCAAACUGACAGUGACAAGUGGAAGUCUGGAUUGUCAAUAAAUAACGUGUUCAAAAUGAGUAAUGUUCAGGAGAUGAUGCACGCUGGCAGAAAAUCCAGAGACUCUCUGUUGGCACCUGCUGAUGAGUCAGUAGUCAUCCAUAGAGUGGCCGCUGUCUGUGAUCUUCCUAAAUUUAGUGUUUGUGGUGGUUCUGGGGAGAGUGACCCGUUAACUAACUCAGCCCAUGGUGCCGAUAGGACCAAAGACUUCCCAGAGGGCAGUCCUUCUUUGAAGUGCCCUCAGAAUGCCCAGCCACCUCUGGUCACUGACACCGCUAAGACAUGUCCUACAGUCUCAGGACCUUUCGGUGAGUCAGCCACUGCAAAAUUCCAUGCCACACCAUUAUUUGGAAAUGUCAAAAAGGAAAAUUACAACUUCCCGAAAGCCAACAUAGGACUAAGUGAGUUCUCAUCUAAUCAGUCUUGUUUUCCUUCUGGCUUUGAAAAUCCACGGGAAAUGAAAGCUUUUUAUGGUUCUGGCACCAUUGAUGCACUUUCCACUCCAGUGAUGAAUAAGGCUUUUAGUAAAACAGAAGAUAAUGGCCAAAGAGAGGAGAGCAGCCUGCCUACUUUUAAAACUGCAAAAGAACAGCUAUGGGUCGAUCAGCAGAAAAAGUACCACCAGCCCCAGCGUGCAUCAGGGUCUUCACAUGGUGGUGUCAAAAAGUCUCUGGGAGCUAGUAGAUCCCGAGGGAUAUUUGGAAAGUUUGUUCCCCCCGUACCUAAGCAAGAUGGGGGAGGUCAGGGUGGGGGGACACAGUAUAAGUCUCAUGGCGCAGGAGCUGCAGACGCAGCACAUCCCGUGGAUGAGCGUCUGAAGAACUUGGAGCCCAAAAUGAUUGAACUUAUUAUGCAUGAGAUUAUGGACCAGGGACCGCCAGUAAAUUGGGAAGAUAUCGCAGGAGUGGAAUUUGCCAAAACCACAAUAAAGGAGAUAGUCGUGUGGCCCAUGAUGCGGCCAGACAUCUUCACUGGCUUACGAGGACCCCCUAAAGGAAUUCUGCUCUUUGGUCCUCCGGGGACUGGUAAAACUCUGAUUGGCAAGUGCAUCGCUAGUCAGUCUGGGGCAACAUUCUUCAGCAUCUCUGCUUCCUCCUUGACUUCUAAGUGGGUGGGCGAGGGAGAGAAAAUGGUCCGUGCGUUGUUUGCUGUUGCACGAUGUCAGCAACCAGCUGUGAUAUUUAUUGAUGAGAUUGAUUCCCUAUUAUCUCAGCGGGCAGAUGGCGAGCAUGAAUCUUCUAGAAGGAUAAAAACCGAAUUUCUAGUUCAGUUGGAUGGAGCAGCCACAUCUUCUGAAGAUCGUAUUCUAGUGGUAGGAGCCACCAAUCGGCCCCAGGAGAUUGACGAGGCCGCCCGGAGAAGGCUGGUGAAAAGGCUGUAUAUUCCCCUCCCGGAGGCCUCAGCCAGGAAGCAGAUCGUCAUGAAUCUGAUGUCCGAGGAGCACUGCUGCCUCAGUGAGGAGGAGGUCGACCUGGUGGUGCGGCACUCGGGGGGGUUCUCGGGCGCGGACAUGACGCAGCUCUGCCGGGAGGCGUCUCUGGGUCCUAUUCGCAGUUUACAGGCUGCCGACAUUGCCACGGUAACGCCGGAUCAAGUUCGACCAAUAGCUUACAGUGACUUCGAAGAUGCCUUCAGAACUGUGCGACCUAGUGUGUCUCCAGAAGAUUUAGAGCUUUAUGAAAACUGGAACAGGACUUUUGGUUGUGGAAAGUAAAUGGGAAGCUUGAAAUUAAAAGAUGGCAUUUCUGUAGCCCGGUCUGCCCCUUUUUUUAGCAUAGGAAAUCGAUGAAGUGUACAUCACAUGUAUAUUCUGAAUUCUGUACCUCAAAUAAAAGACAGUAACAAUA